Ostreococcus lucimarinus CCE9901 is the source of this 276-nucleotide messenger RNA. RefSeq lists its product with no specific name. The transcript has a single exon. Bases 1 to 276 code for a protein of 91 amino acids. Gene Ontology annotation, cellular component: membrane. Gene Ontology annotation, biological process: chloroplast fission. The record is from RefSeq and is a predicted model, not a curated record. NCBI's taxonomy places the organism in Eukaryota, Viridiplantae, Chlorophyta, Mamiellophyceae, Mamiellales, Bathycoccaceae.
AUGAUACAGUUAGUGACGCAGUCUGUGGCGUCGUUCAUCAAGUUGUAUCUCUUGUUGCUCUUCGUGCGGGUGUUGCUGACGUGGUUUCCAAACGUCAACUGGAUGCGCCAGCCGUGGACGAUGCUUCGUCAAGUCACCGAUCCGUACCUGAACUUGUUCAGGAACCUGAUUCCACCCGUGAUGGGGCAGAUUGACUUCACGCCCAUCCUCGGUUUCAUGGUUCUGCAAUUCCUCGCGCGCGUCCUCUCGGCGGAUUCCGGGAUGGGUAAAUUCUAG